AUGAAUAUGACCAGAUUUCCUGUUUACGUGUCUAAUAACCCUGCGGGAACGUCGGUGCGCAACAUCUUUCACUUCUCACAGUUAGUAAAGACAAAUCGCUUUCAACGUUUUGAUUGGGGUCGACGGAAAAACAAGAAGAUAUACGGUCAGGCGGAACCACCGCAGUACGACAUCAGAAAGGUAACAGCACCGGUGGCCCUCUACUGGAGCGAUGGAGACGUGAUGUCCUGUGAGGAAGACGUGAAACGCCUCGAAAGGCUGUUGCCCAACCUGGUACUUAGCUACAAGGUGCCGGUUCACGGCUUCACGCACGUUGAUUUCGCGUGGAGCAUCUUCGCCAAGAACCACGUCUACAAGAAGAUUCUGGAGAUGAUGACCAAGUUCUCCGGGAUGGAACCGCGCGUCGCCCAGCAUCAUUCACUAAAGUCGCAGAGAGGGCAUCAUGCGUCAUUAGGGGCGACGCACGCCCAUGCACCUUGGUCAUCCGGCAGUUCCUUGGAGGCGCAGCACUUGUCCACUCCACCGAAACAUUUCGUCUAUUAGAGCUCCGAGACCGAACUCUUGAAGACGCGACACGCAGACAUCGCCUGUCUGGCAAAUACAUAUUCAAUUCACUAGCGUU
This is a messenger RNA of Rhipicephalus sanguineus (brown dog tick), 622 nucleotides long. RefSeq names its product gastric triacylglycerol lipase-like. The transcript has 4 exons. Lineage: Eukaryota; Metazoa; Arthropoda; Arachnida; Ixodida; Ixodidae. The record is from RefSeq and is a predicted model, not a curated record. Bases 1 to 543 code for a protein of 180 amino acids.